Xyrauchen texanus (razorback sucker) is the source of this 5677-nucleotide messenger RNA. It is a transcript of the gene klhl3, whose product is annotated as kelch-like family member 3. The transcript has 15 exons. The coding region runs from base 356 to 2095 and encodes 579 amino acids. Gene Ontology annotation, molecular function: protein binding. The record is from RefSeq and is a predicted model, not a curated record. Lineage: Eukaryota; Metazoa; Chordata; Actinopteri; Cypriniformes; Catostomidae.
UAUUGCAGUGACGUGGCUCUGUCAUGCAGUGUGACAUUAGUGAUUCUAGAGAGAUUGUAUUGCUGUUGCCAGGCAACGUGCUGACUAUGGAGGAUAAUUACGACGUUUAUUGUUGGAAAGUCAGUCAACCCAGCUUUUGCCGUGAGCUGCUAACCAGCUAGCUAAACAACAGCGACCCCCUCUUGAAAGACAGGUCUGACCACGGAACAGACAGAUGUAAACGUUCAGCUUUAGAUUCAAAACUAUUAAGGACCACAGAAGUAAAACAUGGAAUAGAUAAGGCGUACUAAAACUGCAUGAAAACGAUGUAGCAAGCUAACUUUAGCCAACUGCCUUGCACGAUAUUCCUCAAACCAUGGACUGUGACGGUUUGGAUGCGCAGGACGAUUCUCAAGAUUCAGGCUUGCACACCUUUAGUCACACACACAUGAGGAAAGCCUUUGGGCUUAUGAAUGAUUUGAGAAGCCGAAGGAUGCUUUGUGAUGUCCUGCUGGUUGCGGGAGAAGUGGAGGUACCAGCACACAGAGUAGUUCUUGCCUCCUGCAGUCCGUACUUCUGCGCAAUGUUUACAGGUGACAUGAGUGAGAGCAAAGCUCACCUUAUCGAGAUCAGGGAUGUUGAUGGAGAGACACUUGUGAAGCUGGUGAAUUAUAUUUACACCGCAGAGAUUGAAGUGUCUGAGGAUAAUGUUCAGGUGCUGCUCCCAGCUGCCUGCCUGCUGCAGUUGAUGGAUGUUCAGCAGGUUUGUUGUGACUUCCUGCAGGCCCAACUCCAUCCCACCAACUGCCUGGGCAUCCGAGCAUUUGCUGACCUUCAUGCCUGCACAGGACUGCUCAGCCUAGCCCAUGCUUAUGCGGAGCAGCACUUCACAGAUGUCAUGCUGGGUGAGGAGUUCAUGGCCCUAUCCUUGCAGCAGGUGUGGAGUCUGAUCUCCAGUGACAAACUGACUGUGUCCACUGAAGAGAAGGUUUUUGAGGCCAUGAUUGCGUGGAUAAAGCACAAUAAAGAGGCCCGUUUUGAGUACAUGCCAAAGCUAAUGGAACAUGUUCGACUGCCUCUGCUGUCCAGAGAUUACCUUGUUCAGAUUGUAGAGGAGGAGCCCUUAAUAAAAAACAACAACACUUGUAAGGAUUUUCUUAUUGAGGCGAUGAAGUACCACCUUUUACCUACAGACCAGCGGCAUCUUAUAAAGACUGACAGAACACGACCACGCACACCCGUCAGUCUGCCAAAGGUGAUGAUGGUGGUAGGGGGUCAGGCUCCUAAAGCCAUCCGAAGUGUGGAGUGUUAUGACUUCCAGGAAGAUCGCUGGUACCAGGUGGCCGACUUACCCUCCAGACGCUGUCGAGCAGGUGUGGUGAAUAUGGCUGGCAAGGUGUAUGCAGUGGGGGGGUUUAACGGGUCUCUGCGUGUGCGGACAGUGGACGUGUAUGAUGGGUCGAAGGAUCAGUGGAGCUCUGUCCCCAGCAUGCAGGAGCGUCGCAGCACUUUGGGUGCAGCUGUACUGGGGGACCUCCUGAUUGCUGUCGGAGGAUUUGAUGGAAGUACAGGCUUGUCGUCAGUGGAGGCAUAUAACCCCAAGACUAAUGAGUGGAUGUUUGUGGCUCCCAUGAACACCAGGCGCAGCAGUGUUGGGGUGGGCAUUGUUGAUGGGAAGCUCUAUGCUGUUGGAGGUUAUGAUGGAGCAUCUCGCCAUUGUUUGAGUACUGUAGAAGUGUAUAACCCAGCCAGUAAUAAAUGGUGCUAUGUGGCAGACAUGAGCACCAGACGUAGUGGAGCAGGUGUUGGAGUGCUUAAUGGACAGCUCUAUGCUGCAGGUGGGCAUGAUGGUCCUAUGGUGAGAAAAAGUGUUGAGGUCUAUGACCCCAACUCUAACACCUGGGGACCAGUGUGUGAAAUGAACAUGUGCCGGAGGAACGCAGGGGUGUGUGCAAUAAACGGGUUACUGUAUGUGAUCGGAGGAGACGAUGGGUCAUGCAACCUUUCCUCUGUAGAGCACUAUGACCCGACAACUGAUAAAUGGAGUCUCAUACCCACUAACAUGAGCAAUGGCCGCAGCUACGCAGGUGUGUCAGUCAUUGACAAACCAUUAUGACUAAAAGUCCUGAGCAGCAGGUCUCCCCUGACUGUCGAGGGAUCAGCUGUGACAGACGGACAGAGAUUUAAGGCAGAAUCCAGAUGCUGAUGGAGCUCUGUAGGACCUUUCUACCUUGCUCACUAUCCUCUGGAUCCAAGUGAAACUGCUUAAAGCUCAUCUCAAAACCUGACUGCCUCGCACACAAACAACAAGCCAUGACAUCUCCCAGUCUCCAGAAAGUGCCAUUUAGCUCUGUUUUUUUUAAAUGAGCCCUCAUAUAAAGUGGCCUAGUUGGACUAAAUCUGUCUGGAAGAAACAGUUCACUGUGCGGACUGAUUGGCGUGGGAAAAUUAAGUGGUAGUGUAUGUGCAGGUGAAGACUGUGCCAUCAGAGGGCCCUGAUUUACACUGAUUUACUUACAUUGACAGUUCCAUACACAGGUUAAACAUGAUCAUAUAAUGCAGUGCCAGUCUUUGGUUAUUCUGGUUUUAGCUUGAUCUCUUAGAAGAUAUGAAGCAAAUGUAUAUCAAGGCAUAUCCCUUAAACUGGAUCAGGACUUACUCUGCACUCUCACAAAGGGAUCUUGCUCCAAGUGUAUAUUACUAACUUCAGACUUUUGGUUACAGGGUAACUUAUUUUACAUUUGUAUUAAAAGUAUUAUGGGAACAAGACUGUAAAGAACUGAACACUAGUCUGAAAGUUGUUUUAACCAGCUGCUUUUGUGCCAUAAUGUAUGUAAUAUUGAUUUUGUUUCAACUGGUAAACAGGAACACCAUAUAAAUCUCACAGGGUAAUGUGCCAAAUGUAACAAUCAUAUGCAUAAUACUGUAUGUUAGUUACUUGUAUAUAAGCACUUUUCAUGAUGCAAUUUUGUUGUGAAAUAGUCCAUGUUGGACAUACAGAGCCUAAACAUGCUGAUUAAGAUAUGUCUUUUAACUAGGGCUGAAAUGACAACGUCGCCAACAUUUUUCGUUGUCGAAUAGUUAUUUGAUCUCAUUUAACAUAACAUGAGAUCACCUUAAACUCUAAUGAUGACACGCGAGAGCAGCACUACAGUUUGCACCUGACUGAGGAAAGGAAGAAUUACACAGCUCACAGUCCAGAUGCACUCUAAACUUUCCAAACUGCUUCAGGUGAUGUAGAUUGCAAAGUUUGAAGGAAUUAUAAUGCAAAAAAGGGAAUACAGAAGCACUCUCGUGAAAUAAGAAGAUACUGAGCUCUUUAAAGGAAACACUGCAUUACAUCUUAAAUGCAGUUAUAUUUAAUGCGUUAUAGCUUUACUAAUGUUCAAAUAAUACAGAAGCAGAUCAUGUAAAUAAAUACAAACUCAGAAACUGUAAUUUCUCUGUGCUGUCAGCGCCUCUUCUAUGAGCUGCGCGAAUGUCCCGAUAUAAGAGGGGAGAGAUUGAAACUACACCCAACAGGAUACUCAUCCCUUGAGAGCGCACGCUUAAUGCAACAAGAUUGUAACGUGAUGGCUCGUGACUUAUUGAAUCAUAAUAUAUGUCACUGUGCAUUUCUUAUCAUGCCAUUACAUACUGAAACAAAAUAAUUUUUUUAUUUGUUUUGGCUUAUUUUCCAAUAUGUAAACUUUAAAACAACAUAUUUUUACUUUAGCAGCUACAGUAUACUGCAGAAGAAAAAAAAUUGUUAUCUGAGAAUGUUGAAUAUAAUAUUAAAAAUACAAAUAUUAAAAAAUAUCUAAAAAUCCUUUAAAAAAAGAUGCAUUCACCUGGGAAGCAGCAUAUAAGAUAUAUAUACUUGCUUUUAGAGAAUAGAUCUUGAAUAUAAGUAUAUUUUGUUUUUACUGCCCUCGCAGAAGUACUACCAAGUGAAAAAAUACACAUCCUGUAUAUUUAAGAUGCAUUCUCUUAAAGCAAGUCUAAAUAUCUUAUAUGCUGUUUCUCAAGAAAACGUAUCUUGUUUUAAGGAUUUUUAGACUAUUUUAAAUGGAAAACAAGACAAAAACAAUUGAUAACAUUUUUUUUUACUGAAUUAAAUGUAAUAAAAAGUGUUUUUUCCCUUUUUAUUCAGUGAAUGUCAUUGUCCAUAGAGGCAAUUUUAAAAGAUGCUUUUUUUUUUCUCCAUCAUUGUUAGUAAGCACGUUUAAUACAACAUUUUAAGUUGGGGAUCAAGCUGAAUAAUUGGUUAAGAGCUAUUGAUUAAUCUUUGCAAUAAUAGCAGAAUAAUCGUUAGUUGCAUUCUUAUUUUUAACAUCACUAUCUCUAUAGAUAGUCUCUAUAAUUUAUUAAUUUUCAUUAAAAUAGCACUGGCUUGAAUAUCUCAUCCAAACAUAAACAGAAUCUUUGGUUAAAUGUAACUACAAUGUAUAUCUUAUUAAUCAGAGUGCAGGUAAACACCAAGACGGCACAGGUUAAUAUUUUUCUAAACACAAUUUAUUUCAAGCACACUAUCCUGGCAUGGGCUAGUAGUUCAUUGGAUAUUUGAAUCUAUAUGUUUCAACAAAACUGACUUAUUUCCUAAAGGACUAUUCCAGGUGCAAUACAAGUUAAGCUCAGUUGACAGCAUUUGUGGCAUAAUGUUGAUUACCACAAGAGUAAAUUUCAACUUAGGUUACAGUGAGGCGCUUACAAUGGAAGUGAAUGGGAACAAUUUCUGGAGAAUUUAAAAGGCUGAACUGUUAAGCUUAUAAUUUUAUAAAAGCACUUUCGUUAAUUAUUCUGUUGAAACUUGUGUAUUAUCUGAGCUGUAUAGUUUAAAUUGACAUUUUUGUGGCAGACUACUGUGCUAGGCGAAUUAAGUUCUAUUUAUUGGUCACCGAUGUUACGUUUUCAUUGCAACAAAGCUGUAAAAUUGGAUAUCAUUUUACACAGGUAAGCUACACGAUUUUAUCACACUAAAAUCAUGUUAACAUGCAUAUUUUUUACGUCUUGUGGCUUUACAUUUAAAUACAGUGAGUUUUUAAAUGUUUACGGAUUGGCUUCUUUCACUUCCAUUGUAAGUGCCUCACUGAAACACAGACUUUUGCUAAAUAAAUAAAAAUAAGAAAAGGAGAGAUGCCAAGAUUAAUUUUUGAGGUAAUCAACAUAAUGCCGUAAAUGCUGUCGAUUGAGUUUAACUUGUAUUGAAGUUACAGAAUAUUUAUUUAAAUAAUAUUAAGCCAGUCCUAAACAUGUUCAUUACGCUUUUCUCAUCUGAGAGUAAUGGGCUUAUUCUCGGUGCAGAACUUUGUUUACAAAACAGAUAAUUGUGAAGUGAAAUGCAAAAUGAACACGUGUUGUUGGUAAUGUGUCAGAUUCUAUCACUGAUAAAACAUCAGUCCGUUUACUUUCCAAACAUGCGUAGCUAUAACAAAUUAUUUGACAUUGACUUCCCUAAACUGCUGCCUCCUAUUAUGUAUUAAUGCUAUUGAUAUUACAGUCAUACUAUGCAGGAAAACAUUCCUUUAUAAGGUUUUGAAGAAUAAUGUUUCCAGCAACUCUUGAGUUUAUAGUGUGCUGGUAUAACCGCUGCCGUUAAUGUCUUUAUAAAUCAUGAUCCACAACUCUUGUUAAACUGUUACGAGAUUCCAAUGUGGUGUGUCUUCUAUGAAGUAUGCACAAAUGUGGUUUGUGAAAAUAAAGCAUUACUGUAUUUCUA